Messenger RNA from Jaculus jaculus (lesser Egyptian jerboa), 1695 nucleotides. Its product is annotated as epoxide hydrolase 1. The record is from RefSeq and is a predicted model, not a curated record. The coding region runs from base 114 to 1481 and encodes 455 amino acids. Gene Ontology annotation, biological process: epoxide metabolic process; arachidonate metabolic process. The transcript has 9 exons. NCBI's taxonomy places the organism in Eukaryota, Metazoa, Chordata, Mammalia, Rodentia, Dipodidae. Gene Ontology annotation, molecular function: epoxide hydrolase activity.
CAGGAGGCGCUGGGGAGCUCAGGCGCCGCACGCGUACCGCCGCGGGAGCGCGAGCCGGACCGUAAGCUCCCGGGGACCGCGGCGGCCGCGCCGUCCCGCCCAGGUCAGGAGUCAUGUGGCUGGAACUUCUCCUCGCCUCGGUGCUGGGCCUCGUCAUCUACUGGUUCUUCUCUCGGGACAAGGAGGAAAGUUUACCACUUGAAGACGGGUGGUGGGGCCCAGGUGCAAAGCCCACCAGCGAGGAAGACGAGAGCAUCCACCCUUUCAAGGUGGACACGUCAGAUGAGGAGAUCGAGGACUUACACCAGAGGAUUGAUAAGUUCCGUGGAAGCCCACCUUUGGAGGGCAGCCGCUUCCACUAUGGUUUCAACUCCAACUACCUGAAGAAAAUCGUGUCCUACUGGCGGAACGAGUUUGACUGGAGGAAGCAGGUGGAGAUGCUCAACAAGUACCCUCACUUCAAGACCAACAUUGAAGGUCUGGACAUCCACUUUAUCCAUGUGAAACCCACCCAGCAAGCCUCAGGCUGCACGCCGAAGCCCUUGUUGAUGGUGCAUGGCUGGCCCGGCUCCUUCUACGAGUUUUACAAGAUCAUCCCGCUGCUCACUGACCCCAAGAACCACGGCCUGAGCGACGAGCAUGUGUUCGAAGUCAUCUGCCCCUCCAUCCCUGGCUAUGGCUUCUCACAGGCACCCAGCAAGCAAGGUUUCAAUUCGGUGGCCGCUGCCAGGAUCUUCUAUAAGCUGAUGCUCAGGCUGGGCUUCCAGAAAUUCUACAUUCAAGGCGGGGACUGGGGAUCCCUGAUCUGCACCAACAUGGCCCAGCUCGUGCCCAGCCACGUGAAAGGCCUACACUUGAACAUGGCUCUCAUCUCAAGAACUUUCUACACCCUGACCCCUCUCCUGGGCCGGCGUUUUGGGGGGCUCUUUGGCUACACUGAAAGGGAUACGCAGCUCUUGUACCCCUUCAAGGAGAAGAUUUUCUACAGCAUCAUGAGGGAGAGCGGCUACUUACACAUCCAGGCCACCAAGCCGGACACCGUGGGCUGUGCUCUGAAUGACUCACCAGUAGGUCUGGCUGCCUACAUCCUGGAGAAGUUCUCCACCUGGACCAACACGGAAUUCCGGUACCUGGACGAUGGAGGACUGGAAAGGAAGUUCUCCCUGGACGAGCUUCUGACCAACAUCAUGCUCUACUGGACGACAGGGACCAUCAUCUCCUCUCAGCGUUUCUAUAAGGAAAACAUGGGCCAGGGCUUCCUGGCCCAGAGGCACGAGAGGCUGAAGGUCUUUGUGCCCACUGGCUUUGCUGCCUUCCCUUGUGAGAUACUGCACGCUCCAGAAAAGUGGGUGAGAUCCAAGUACCCCAAACUCAUCUCCUAUUCCUACAUGGAGCGAGGAGGCCACUUUGCUGCCUUUGAAGAGCCCAAGCUGCUGGCCCAGGACAUCUGCAAGUUCGUGACCCUGGUGGAACUUCAGUGAUGACCUUGGGGAUCAAGUCCUCAGCAGUAGUCCUGGCCACUCCCGAGUGCCCCUUGGGGAAGAUGCCCCCUUUCUGAGAAUGAGUUUGUUUCUGUCCCCUGACUGCACCGCGUGCUCGGGCAUGCCACCCCUGCUCACCCCCUCACUACCCGUGUGUACUGCCCACUAUGCACCAUGUUCAAGCAGCUUUGGUAAUAAAUGGUUUCCUUUCUAA